Molecule: messenger RNA, 681 nt
Organism: Phytomonas sp. Hart1
Lineage: Eukaryota; Euglenozoa; Kinetoplastea; Trypanosomatida; Trypanosomatidae
Source: the annotation of a GenBank genome assembly
AUGCCGCCGUAUAUCUCGGAAGAGAUUAUUCAUGCGUUUGUCAACCGCACUCAACAGGCCCUUCAAGAACUCCUUCGGGCUCAAAAUGCCUUCACGACGGAACCGAACGCACCGACCCAUGGCGCGUUCGUCUUGGCCGUCGCGGAGGUCCGACGAUUACUACGCUUUAGCGAGACCCUGCGUUUGAGGCCGGGGCAGCCGCAACCCCCAACAGCGGCCCCCACCUCCCAGUCGGGGCUCAAGCCCCACAUCGCGAUCCCGUCCGCGUGGCUUUUACAGCUUGACCACCACUGUCAGGCGCUGCGCCGUGGGCUAUCCCGCUCUCUGGGCCUUCUGGAAGGGGCGACGCCCCCGUUGGACGACGCCGCAGAGGCCCGCCACGCCCUCUUCCACACCCGCGCGAUGCUUCUUAGCGAGCUGGAUAAGGUCGAGGCCACGGUGCGGCAGCUCACGACAACUGCCGAGACGCUGAGCCUCGUACAGCACUCGCUGAGGGAGGUCCACGCCGGGAUGGCCCACGCCCAGCAGCUCCUCCGCCGCCUUCUCAGGGUCCAAUCAAGGGAUGAUCUGCUGUUCAAGCUAUCCGUCGUUGUGUUUGGGGCUGUGGUGCUGUAUAUUCUACUGCAUCGUGUGUUUCGUCUGUUCCCUGUCAUAACCUAUGUGACAGUGGAGUUGAGUUAA